AAUGGAAAUUGGUAGUAUCGCCACGAAGGCACAGACGAGAUCUGCAAUUAUAGAGCUGAGUAGUGGAAAAUGAAGAUCACUGUUUUUACGAUCGUCAUCGCGACUCUGAGGAGGAAACAUAAGAGAUAGAAAUGUGUAUAAAUAAAGGGGUCAUCUUCUUGCCAUUAUACCGUAUCAUUCCUCGACAUCAGAACACAACACCACACAGAAAGCUACUCUGCCUUCUAAACAACUCAACUUAAUUCUUUUACAAUGUCGCCCACAAAAUCCGCCGGCCUCGUCGGCCUCGCAACUCUUCUACUCCAAGUCAGCGCCUACAAGCUGACCGCCUAUACGGAGAAGGGAUGCACCGGUGAUGUCCAGCAGACCAUCGAAGACACCAAAUAUGGCGCCUACUGCCAAUACUUCGACGACAAGGCCGUAUCAGUCAAGGUAGAAGAGUCUGGUGACGAUUACCAAUGGAUUUUCUUCAACAACUGGUGCAGUAAAGACGCCCAGGUCGGUUCGUUCGUUGGAGACGGUUGUAUGACCAUGGGAAAGACGGAGAUUAAGGGUGUGAGUAACGUCUUACCUGAGGGUUCUCCAAACAAGCGAGCUUCUCCUGGCACUGUAACAACUUGGAAGAGCACGGACUGCUCUGGUACCUCAACCAAUCAAAUGCGAUUCGUCCAGGAAAACCUUCCUGUCACCCUGAAUGACGUCUCAUCUAUCAAGGUGAAUGAUGUACCAGAUGCGGACGUUGCUUUCGCUUGCAGCGACUCCGACUGCCAUGUUGAGAACCAAGUUGCAACUCUCGAGAACGGCAAGUGUGUCAACGUCGAAGGCAAGGAUGUCAAGUCUGCCAUGGCUAUCGGAGUACCUACUCCCCCCAGGGGCCGGGAUGUAUCACCGAAGCGCCGUUACACACGCAGCCUUAUGUUAGAGGCGCGAGAACGAGAUGCUGCUCUGGGGAUCCGCGACGACGGCAUCGAGUGCGACGCUAGUGACGGACCUGACUACCAAGAUGCCCUUAAGGUUGGCGACGACUGGCAGGGAGACAACGGGCUAUCGUGCUGCUGCCACGUCCCUGGUGGACCUACCUCGAAGUCUUCGGGCUCGGCUAAAGCCUCUUUCAGUGAGAACAUCCGGUGUCCCGCUGACCCCUCCGGCAUGCCGCCGCCACCCACCACUUGCCCCAUGAACUGCAACACGCUGAGGGGCUACGUCUACGCUAUCGCUACCAAGUGCAAGACCGAUGAUGGCAAGACUGGCGGUACAUACAAGCUCGCCGGUGAUCAAGAGAUCAAGGUGACCCACAGCUAAAUGAUGAUGUACUGGAUGAACGACUUCAGCUACGGCAGUGAUGGAUAUUUUACGACUAG
Messenger RNA from Daldinia vernicosa, 1361 nucleotides. RefSeq lists its product as uncharacterized. The record is from RefSeq and is a predicted model, not a curated record. The coding region runs from base 253 to 1302 and encodes 349 amino acids. The transcript has 2 exons. NCBI's taxonomy places the organism in Eukaryota, Fungi, Ascomycota, Sordariomycetes, Xylariales, Hypoxylaceae.